Messenger RNA from Seminavis robusta, 1221 nucleotides. NCBI's taxonomy places the organism in Eukaryota, Bacillariophyta, Bacillariophyceae, Naviculales, Naviculaceae. The record is from the annotation of a GenBank genome assembly.
AUGGAUCAGGAGGUCAACGAAGCGACAGCUCAGUUGAAGGGUUUGUUGGGCAUUGGCGCCGGUGAAAAGGCUGUGGCUGCCCCAAAGCAGCAACAACCGGCGGAUCAGAGUGGUACUGCGGCGCAUGGUGGGAAACCACCCAAGAACAAAAGGAAUCGCAAGAAGCAGAACAAUAAGCAAAGAGGAGGAGAUGGAGAAAAAGAAGGAAAUCAGACUCUCGCACAGAAUCCAAAACAGCAGCAGCAACAAAACCUUAGCCAGUCACAGGGCCGAUCAUCAAAGGAUGGAAACAGAAAGGAUGGAAAUAAAGCAGAUGGCGCGAAGGCUGACGGAGGUGGAAAUAAAAAGGGAAAGAACAAUAAAAAGAACAGCAAGAAGAAUUCCAAAGGAAAUGACAACAAAAAUGAGGCUCACCAAAAUCAGGGAAAUGAGCCAGACGGAGCAAAUAACUUUGCUUGGUCAGCAUUCCAAUCUUCUCCUGAUGCCAGUAAGUUGCCCAUCCCAGCGUUCACUUCUCCACUGAUUGUGAAAGAUGAAGUGGCCGUCAGCGAUGCUGCAGCAGAGAAGCAUGCCGAGGAAACCCUGGCAGCGCUGUUGCCUGUUCCAUCCACUGGUAGUAACAACCCCACAAGUCCCAACAAUGCUGCUGCUGGUAACACGGAUACCUCCAAUGCUCCUGUAGAAAAAAACGAGGACGGAAAAGAAUCUGAACCAAUGCCACCUCCAAGCAAAACAGGAAUAAAUUUGGCAGCUCUUACUUCCGGUGGAGCAAAGACUGCUGGUGCUCCGGGACCCAAUCCGACACCCACUCUGCAGCAGCAACAACAACAACCACAAAAUAUGCCCGUCUCUCGGGGGCCUCAACCGCAUAUGCAGCCUCACAUGAACUAUCAAUAUCACCAUGGCCACAACCCUUAUCAUCACAUGAGCAUGCCAUACCACCAGCCUCCUCCCGGAUACAUGACAAUCCAGGUGCAGGUUCCACCUGUAUUGAUGCCCAAUCGACAAAUGGUAGUAUCUUCUCCUUCUGGAUAUCCUGUCCAAGUGGUUGUCCCGGAGGGAAUUCCUCCUGGCAUGGUGAUUCCUGUACAUGUGCCAGCUGCUGCGCCCCCUUUACAUAUGAUGUCACCAGAACAGCAGCGAAGACAGCAACAACAAGCUUACCAGCAACAGCAGCGAACACAGCAACAGGGAUACUAUCACCACCAACCGGGACGUUGA